GUAUUUUUUCAGUAUUUCUUGUUUUUCGUCCAAAAUCCCCCUGUACGGGGACACGUCCGACUUAAGCUUAGACGGGGCCAGGACGGCCUGUUCCACGCAGCUCUUCAAGCCAUGAGCGCGGAGCAUCGGAUCAAAGCCGUGGAGCUGGGCGUCGACUCGAGAGCCCGCGGUCCCGCCUCCGCGGGGGGGCGGGCGCUGCGGGAAGCGGCCCAGGCGCCAGACAUCGGAGAAGAAAAUUCGACAUAGAGUAUCAGUUGUCGAAGAGCAGCGCGGAAGUCCUGGAUUUGUUGGAUCUGCACUGGGUACCCCCUGGCGGCGCCUCCGCCGCCGCCCCUGGCACGCUGCGCGUUCCAGGGGAGGGGUAUCCAGCGCCGACCCCAGGAAUCCGUGCGGAGAUCCGGGAGAUGAUGUCCGUGUCUCUUUUCCUGCUCCUACCGUAGAGGAUGACGUGGCUCGCUGGCGGGGGAUGAUGCCACAGCGGGUGGCGGAGCAAGACGGAGUGGCGGAUGGGCUCGCGGCUCUCGCCGAGAGGCUGUCUCGGGAGCCUGCUGGCGAGGUGGCGGCCUUGCGGGAGUUCGAGCACCUGGCCCAGGUCCUCGACUAUCUCCUCCAGACAGAGGAGACUCGGGGGUCUCGGGGAGGUGACGACGAUGACGUGAACUUCGUGAACGACAUCGUCGAAAUGCUCACGAAGUUUCAAGCGCAGGAGGGGGCGACUCCCUGCUCGGUUGCCAGGAUGAUGAAGGACGAGUUUUAUGUUCCUGGGCCUGAGCUGUGAGGCCGCGAGUUCGCCCGCUGAGCCGGGGCACCAAGUCACUGGCGCAGAGGAGGAGGAGGAGCAGGAGGGGUAUGAGGAAGGCCUGGCUGCCUCCUGUGUGCUCAUGCGGCCACGUCGCACGCGCUCGCAGGUUCGGACUCCACACUUCGGAGUAGGUGGGCAAUGCUGAGUGCAAGGCUGCUCGUUGUCUGGAACCCGCGCCAGGGCACAAGAA
Prorocentrum cordatum is the source of this 992-nucleotide messenger RNA. The record is from the annotation of a GenBank genome assembly. Lineage: Eukaryota; Dinophyceae; Prorocentrales; Prorocentraceae.